Messenger RNA from Protomyces lactucae-debilis, 1287 nucleotides. RefSeq lists its product as uncharacterized. Gene Ontology annotation, cellular component: cytoplasm. The record is from RefSeq and is a predicted model, not a curated record. Gene Ontology annotation, molecular function: flavin adenine dinucleotide binding; electron-transferring-flavoprotein dehydrogenase activity. Bases 115 to 1233 code for a protein of 372 amino acids. NCBI's taxonomy places the organism in Eukaryota, Fungi, Ascomycota, Taphrinomycetes, Taphrinales, Protomycetaceae. The transcript has a single exon.
UGACAGGUCGAAUUUAUCGGCAGCAAUUCAAGAGUUACGCCGACAAGCAUCAUCUACAAAACAAGCUACAUAAACACCUCCUCCUCUGCUCCUCUCUGCUCAAGCAAGAAAAAGAUGCCUGCUAUCGUCAUCGUUGGCGCUGGCGUCGCAGGACUCGACCUCUCCCUAUACCUGCAAAAACACCUCCAUCAACUUCCCGCCGAUUAUGAAAUCAUCGUCAUUGACAAGCGUGACUUCUACUUCCACCUCGUCGGCAGUCUACGCGGUCUCGUGGACACUCAAACUGCAGAGCAAGUCUGUAUUCCCUUCAACAAAUUAUUCACCUCGCCACAUUGUCGUGGUCGGAUGCGAUUGAUUCAUGGGACUGUGUCGAGUAUUGAACAGUCGCACGUCGUGUUGGAGUCGGGUGAGACAGUGGCGUUUAAGCAACUCGUCUUGGCGACGGGUUGUACCUGGCAGCAUGAACUCGAUGUACCCGAGACUCGUUCGGAAGCACUCGCUUUCCUUGCUGCGCAACAAGCACGGAUUCAAAAGGCACCGGAAGUGGUUGUGAUUGGUGGUGGUGCCGUUGGGAUUGAACUUGCCGGUGAGAUUGCAACAGUCUCUCGCAAGUCAGGUCUUCAGCAAUCAAUCACGUUGGUCCAUCGAACGGCGUCUGGAUUGUUGAGUGAGACGUAUCCGAUGAAGCUUCGACAAUCUCUCAAAUCACAACUUGAAUCACUCGGUGUCAAGGUACUCUUGGGGACUUCUGCAGAUCUCGAGCAAGUUGGAUCAGAAACAAAAGUGAAGGCGUUAUCAGGCGGUCAUCAAGUCUCACCAAAUGCUCUGGUUCUUGUGACGAUUGGCGGGAAGCCGAAUACAAGCUUACUCCAAACACUCGCACCGGAUGCCAUCGUCAAGGAUGGUCUGAAAAUCAAUCAACAUUUCCAAGUUGCUGGAUUUGACAACAUCUUUGCUGUGGGUGAUGCAGCGAGUAUUCCAAAGGAAAUGAAGCAAGCGGCCAAGAUCAGUCAAGGUCAUGUUCCUGUCCUGGGUGCAACACUCGUUUCACUCGCACUGGAGGGACAACCGGCAAAACCGUACAAGGGACAGAGUGAGUUGAUUAUUGUUACUGUUGGUCCUACGGGCGGUGCAGGGUGGUUGUUUGGGUUUAAUGUUGGUGGAUGGGUGAGUAAGAUGGCAAAGAGUAAGUCUCUCUUCAUCCCCCCAACACGAGCAAAGCUUGGCUACUAGAUGAUAGAAUUUGCUAUAAUGAAUGGAGGACUGUAAUCUAGCCUGCGCGUGCAU